AUGUCGAAAGAAUUAUUUAACUAUAUAUUUGAUUCGAAUGAUAGUGUUCCUUUGAAAUCUGAAUCGAUAUUUCUUCGAGAUGAUUUAUCUCGAAUACCUGCUCCUAUUUGUUCUCAUUUAUGCAUACGACAUCGUCUACUUCGUCUUAAUUAUCAUAUUGCUUCGCCUCAUCAAUCACAAAUUGCUUUAUGCAGAAAACAUCUACAUAUACAUCGACAAGUAAAUGACGAUGAAAAACUAUUAUCUAUUUCAAAUAAAACUCCAGAUACGACUUCUGAUACUAAUCGAUUGAUCAAGAAAUCUGCCUCAAAACAAUAA
Messenger RNA from Rotaria socialis, 318 nucleotides. The record is from the annotation of a GenBank genome assembly. Lineage: Eukaryota; Metazoa; Rotifera; Eurotatoria; Philodinida; Philodinidae.